Hypanus sabinus (Atlantic stingray) is the source of this 3267-nucleotide messenger RNA. Its product is annotated as gastrula zinc finger protein XlCGF57.1-like. Bases 576 to 2441 code for a protein of 621 amino acids. The transcript is spliced from 2 exons. Gene Ontology annotation, cellular component: nucleus. The record is from RefSeq and is a predicted model, not a curated record. Lineage: Eukaryota; Metazoa; Chordata; Chondrichthyes; Myliobatiformes; Dasyatidae.
UGCGCAGGCGUAAGGAUCGCAGGCAGGUCCGGAUAUUCGCGCAUGCGCGCAGCGGAAGAGGGCUCUGGAGAAUCGACAGCACGUAGGAGCGAGACGCCGAGUGAGAAUUUCAUCAGCACCGGUGCCCGCCCCUCGGUUCAGCGACAGCCGUAGUGAACUUGGACACACCGUGGCCCCGCACCCCGAGACAGUAGCAGUUCUCUUCCAUCUCUCUGAGACCCACGAUCCGUACCCUGGCCCGGGGGAGUUUUCUGCUGAUUAACGAAGGAGGUGGAGAAACAUCUCCGUACAGUUGGAAACGUGCUUUGUGUCUGAAGUGAAGGUUUAUGUUGAAUCAGAGUGCUGAGAACACAGCAGCAUUUGUUCAGUUCUUCCGCUACGUCGAUUGUGUGAGGGUUUCACUGCGUCUGACGUUUGACCUGCUGGCGUAUCAGUGAGUUCACAGCAUGCAGAGGCCAUUCACCUGCUCUGAGUGACAAUUCACACUGAGAAGAGACAAUUCAGCUGCUCAGAUUGUGAGAAGAGAUUCACUCAGUGAUCUGACCUUUCCACAGCAGUUAAUUCGCACUUGGAAGAUGCUGUUCACCUGCUCAGACUGUGGGAAGGGAUUUACUCAGUCAUCUCAACUGAAGAUACAUCAGCGAGUUCACACUGGUGAGAGACCAUUCAUCUGCUCAGACUGUGGGAAGGGAUUCACUCUGUCAUCUAACCUAUUGGCACACCAGUUAAUUCACACUGGGGAGAGGCCAUUCACCUGCUCAGAUUGUGGGAAGGGAUUCACUCAGUCAUCCCACCUACAGACACACCAGCGAAUUCACACUGGGGAUAGGCCAUUCAUCUGCUCAGAGUGUGGGAAGGGAUUCAGUCGCUCAUCUGACCUAUUGGCACACCAGUUAAUUCACACAGGGGAGAGGCCAUUCACUUGCUCAGACUGUGGGAAGGGAUUCACUCAGUCAUCCCACCUAAAGGCACACCUGCGAGUUCACACUGGAGAGAGACCUUUCACCUGCUCAAACUGUGGGAAGGGCUUCACUCACUCAUCCCACCUACAGACACAUCAGUCAGUUCACACUGGGAAGAAACCGUUCACCUGCUCAGACUGUGGGAAGGGAUUCACUCGAUCUUCUCAACUGAAGAUACAUCAGCGAGUUCACACUGGGGAAAGACCGUUCACCUGCUCAGCAUGUGGAAAGGGAUUUACACAGUCAUCUCAACUGAAGAUUCAUCAGCGAGUUCACACAGGGGAGAGGCCAUUCAUCUGCUCGGACUGUGGGAAGGGAUUCACCCUGUCAUCUCAACUAAAGGUACAUCAGCGAGUUCACACUGGGGAGAGGCCGUUCACCUGCUCAGAAUGUGGGAAGGGAUUUACUCUGUCAUUUCAACUGAAGGUUCAUCAGCGAGUUCACACUGGGGAGAGGCCGUUCACCUGCUCAGACUGUGGGAGGAGUUUCACUCACUCAUCUCAACUGAAGAUACAUCAGCGAGUUCACACUGGCGAGAGGCCGUUCACCUGUUCAGACUGUGGGAAGGGGUUCACUCGGUCAUCUCAACUGAAAGAACAUCAGCGAGUUCACACUGGGGAGAGGCCGUUCACCUGUUCAGACUGUGGGAAGGGAUUCACUCAGUCAUCCCAAUUGAAUGUGCACCAGCGAGUUCACACUGGGGAGAGGCCGUUCACCUGUUCAGACUGUGGGAAGGGAUUCACUCAGUCAUCCCACCUACGGACACACCAAUCACUUCACACUGGGGAGAGGCCAUUCACUUGCUCAGACUGUGAGAAGAGAUUCACUCGGUCCUCUGACCUCCUGGCACACCAGUCAGUUCAUUCUGGGGAGAUGCCAUACACCUGUUCAGACUGUGGAAAGGGUUUCACUCAGUCAUCCAGCCUACAGAGACACCUGUCAUUUCACACUGGGGAAAAUCCAUUCACGUGUUCAGACUGUGGGAAAGGAUUCACUCAGUUCUCUCAGCUAAAGGACCAUCAGCGAAUUCACACCGGGGAAAGGCCGUUCACCUGCUCAGACUGUGGGAAGGGAUUUCCUCGAUCAUCUCAACUGAAGGUACAUCAGCGAAUUCACACUGGGGAGAGGCCAUUCACCUGCUCAGAAUGUGGGAAGGGAUUCACUCAGUCAUCACACCUACAGACACACCAGCGAUUUCACACUGGUUUGAGGCUGUUCAGCUGCUCAGACUGUGGGAAGGAAUUCACUCUCUCAUCUCAACUGAAGGUACAUCAGCGAGUUCACACUGGGGAGAGACCGUUCACCUGCUCAGACUGUGGUAAAGGAUUCACUCACUCAUCCCACUUAAAGACACACCAACGAGUACACACAGGAGAGAGGCCAUUCACCUGUUCCACGUGUGGGAAGGGAUUCACUCAGUCAUCCCACCUAAAGACACACCAGCGAGUUCACACCGGGGAGGGGCCUGUCACCUGUUGAGACUAUGGAAAGGGAUUCACUCAGUCAUCUGAACUGAAGGUGCAUUCACAAUUUCACACUGAGAGGCUGCACCCUUGUCCUAUGUGAGCAAAGAGGCUGACGACGUCAUCCCACCAGCUGGCAUCACCAAGUUCACUGAGGAGGCGGUUUAAAAGAACUCCAUAUUGAAUUUUUAACCAUCGCGUUUGCUGAAUCCACUUACAAUUUUAAGAGUGACUAUUGGUGUCAGAUUCUGUAGUUAUUGCUGCUGUUCAUUACUUCUGGAACUGAACCCUGGUCAUUGGGCAGGGGAGUGACAUGACCUCGGAUCAUUAGUAGAGUAUUCAUAAGGGCCUUGAGCUUCUGCUGCUUGGGGUUCUUUUACUGUAUUCUCUGCGUUAUAUUAAUUAUAAUCGUCCGUGUUGUUGCUGUUCAGCUUUUUAAAGUCUUAUUGUUAGGUCUUCUCUCAGUUUACAUUUAAGUUGCAAUUGUCCUUGAAUACUUCCAAUUAAUUCUCCAAGACUUUGCAGGUGUCCAAUUAAGUAUCUUUUGACUUCUCUGUAGUUAAAAUAUAGUAGCAUGUUAGCUUGUCAUUAGUCUGUAGCUUUAUGAGCUGGGUACAGAUUUUUUUUCUUGCGUGGAGUGUAUGUAAAGGGUUAGUGCUAAUCCCUAGUUGGCUCAGUCAACCUGAUCCUUUCCUAAUGAAGUUCUGGCUGAGUUAUCCAUGAACUUGUAUGUUAAUAAAAUUCUGAGUUUUGCUUAACUUCUCAGAGUCUCUGUAUGAUCUUUAGUUUGGGUCUGAAGUAGCAGCGUCAAGAAAGCUUGUUUUGAUGACAUAGGCCUUUAA